AUGCCUCGCGAUCCCCUCAUUGGGCUGGUGGGAAAGCCUUCGGCGGGCAAGAGCAGCACGCUCAACAGCCUGACUGAUGCGAGUUCCAAAGUUGGCAACUUCCCCUUCACGACCAUCGACCCGCAACGAGCGAUCGGCUACCUGCAAGUAGACUGCGCCUGCGCGCGCUUCAACGUCUCCGACCGGUGCAAGCCCAACUACGGCGCGUGCGCCGCCGGCCGGCGCUCCGUGCCCAUCGAGCUCCUCGACGUCGCCGGGCUCGUCCCCGGCGCGCACCAGGGCAAAGGUCUCGGCAACAAGUUCCUCGACGACCUGCGGCACGCGGACGCGCUCAUCCACGUCGUCGACGCCUCCGGCACCGUCGACGCCGAGGGCAAGGCCACGCGCGGCUACGACCCCUCGGUCGACAUCGCCUGGCUGCGCAGCGAGGUCGUCGCCUGGAUCCUCGGCAACCUUGUCCAGAAGUGGGGGUCCCUGCGCCGCCGGCACCUCGCCACCAAGGCCACCGCCGCCGAGACGCUGCAGCUGCAGUUCUCCGGCUACGGCUCCACGCCCGUCGUCGUCGCCCGCGCGCUCGACCGCCUCGCCCUCCGCGAGCCCCUCGAGGACUGGUCCGACGCCACCGUCGAGCGCGUCGUCAACGCCUUCAUCGACGAGAAGUUCCCCACCGUCAUCGCGCUCAACAAGAUUGACCACCCGGACGCCGACAAGAACAUUGCCAAGAUUGCCAAGAUGCAGGACCCGGCCAGCAUCGUGCUGUGCUCUGCCAUCUCGGAGAUUUUCCUGCGCAAGAUGGCCAAGCAAAACUACAUCAAAUACGUGGAGGGCGGCGAGUUCGUGGACACGCGCGAGGACCUGGUGGAGCAGGGCGACCCGGAGGGUGGCGGGCUGCGGCCGCUGGACGAGAAGAACAGGAACCGCAUCGAGAACCUGCGUGACAUGGUGCUGUACCGCUUCGGGUCGACGGGCGUAGUGCAGGUGCUGUCCAAGGCGGCGGAGCUGCUCGGCCUGGUGCCCGUGUUCCCGGUGCGCAGCGUGUCGACGUUCGUGACGGGCGCAAACGACACGAAGCACGUCUUCAAGGACUGCGUGCUGGUCAAGAAAGGCUCGACGGUGGGGGACGUGGCGCGCAAGAUCAUGGGCGAUGCGCCGGUCGCGUACGUGGAGGGCGUGGGCGGCCUGAGGGUGUCCGAGGACGACAUCGUGGCGGUCGGCAAGAAUGAUGUUCUUUCAUUCAAGGUCGGCAGGGCGUAG
Cordyceps fumosorosea ARSEF 2679 is the source of this 1254-nucleotide messenger RNA. Its product is annotated as GTP-binding protein. The transcript has 4 exons. Gene Ontology annotation, cellular component: cytoplasm. Gene Ontology annotation, molecular function: GTP binding; ATP hydrolysis activity. NCBI's taxonomy places the organism in Eukaryota, Fungi, Ascomycota, Sordariomycetes, Hypocreales, Cordycipitaceae. The record is from RefSeq and is a predicted model, not a curated record. Bases 1 to 1254 code for a protein of 417 amino acids.